AUGUCGGUUCAUCAUUCUCUCUCUGUUUUUCUCAGCAAAAAGAUGUUUUCCGAUGUUCUUUUGUUGCUGUUGUUGGUGAGUUUGCACGGUUCAGUAGCGAGACCGGACCGGUUAAAGUGGGAGCCGCUGAUUAGAUUACCGGGUGAACCGGUGGAGGAUGAAAUUGGAACCCGAUGGGCGGUUCUUGUGGCCGGUUCGAAUGGUUACGGAAACUACAGGCACCAAGCAGAUGUGUGCCAUGCAUACCAGUUGCUAAUAAAAGGUGGAGUAAAAGAACAAAAUAUUGUGGUGUUUAUGUACGAUGAUAUUGCUUACAGCGAGUUGAAUCCUAGGCCUGGGGUUAUCAUCAACCAUCCACAAGGACCCAAUGUUUAUGCUGGCGUUCCUAAGGAUUACACCGGUGACUUCGUGACAGCUGAGAACCUAUAUGCCGUUAUACUUGGGGACAAGAGUAAAGUUAGGGGUGGAAGUGGCAAAGUGAUCAACAGCAAACCAGAGGAUAGAAUAUUUAUAUAUUACUCUGAUCAUGGAGGCCCCGGAGUCCUUGGGAUGCCAAAUAUGCCAUAUGUAUAUGCUAUGGAUUUCAUUGAUGUUUUGAAAAAGAAACAUGCAUCUAGAGGUUACAAAGAGAUGGUUAUAUAUGUUGAAGCUUGUGAAAGUGGUAGCAUUUUUGAAGGUAUAAUGCCGAAGGAUAUAAACGUUUAUGUAACAACUGCGUCCAAUGCGCAAGAGAAUAGUUGGGGAACUUACUGUCCUGGUGUGGAUCCUGCUCCACCUCCCGAGUACAUCACUUGCCUCGGCGAUUUGUAUAGCGUUGCAUGGUUGGAAGAUAGUGAGACGCACAAUCUAAAAAGGGAAACGGUGCAGCAACAAUACAUGUUGGUGAAGGAACGGACUUCAAAUUACAACUACAAUUUAGUGAACCUUCCUCCAAACAAUGGCAGACUAGAAGCUAAAAUGGAAGUUGUAAACCAAAGAGAUGCAGAGAUUCUCUUCAUGUGGCAAAUGUAUCAGAGAUUACACCAUCAACCAGAAAAGAAGAGAGACAUUCUCGAAAAGAUUUCCGAGACAGUGAAACAUAGGAAUCAUUUAGAUGGUAGUGUGGAAUUGAUUGGAGUUUUAUUGUUUGGUCCAACAAAAGGCUCUUCAGUUCUACGAUCCGUUAGAGCUUCUGGUUUGCCUCUUGUUGAUGACUGGGAAUGCUUAAAAUCAAGGGUUCGGAUGUUCGAAGCUCAUUGUGGUUCACUGACUCAGUAUGGGAUGAAACACAUGCGGGCAUUUGCGAACAUUUGCAACAGCGGUAUUUCCGAGGAUUCGAUGGAGGAGGCAUGUAUGGCAGCAUGUGGUGGUUAUGAUGUAGGGCUAUUACAUCCAUCAAACAAAGGUUAUAGUGCUUGA
Molecule: messenger RNA, 1398 nt
Organism: Vicia faba (fava bean)
Lineage: Eukaryota; Viridiplantae; Streptophyta; Magnoliopsida; Fabales; Fabaceae
Source: the annotation of a GenBank genome assembly